This is a messenger RNA of Malaclemys terrapin pileata, 1029 nucleotides long. Its product is annotated as homeobox protein SIX6-like. Gene Ontology annotation, biological process: regulation of transcription by RNA polymerase II. Gene Ontology annotation, molecular function: RNA polymerase II cis-regulatory region sequence-specific DNA binding; DNA-binding transcription factor activity, RNA polymerase II-specific. The coding region runs from base 1 to 669 and encodes 222 amino acids. Lineage: Eukaryota; Metazoa; Chordata; Testudines; Emydidae. The record is from RefSeq and is a predicted model, not a curated record. Gene Ontology annotation, cellular component: nucleus; transcription regulator complex. The transcript has 3 exons.
AUGCCACUACCACCACCUGGUCUGUCAUUCUUCCCCCCAGGGCAGGUGGCCCGAGUCUGUGAGGUCCUGCAGGAGAGUGGGGAGUUCGAGCGUCUGGCAUGGUUCCUUUGGGCCUUGCCACCUACCCUUGCCCACAGGUGCCACCAGGCCCCUCCAUGGGUGCCGGCCUGCCCUGAGCUGGAGCUGCUAGACCCCCACACCUCAGCCCUGCUGGCACCCUAUUUCAGCCAGGCCUCACCCUGUGGGGCCCCAGGGACCUUGGGGGGCCUGGACCAGUACCCAUCAUGCAGGAGACUAUCAUUCUCAGCCUUCCCCAACAGCAACAUCCAGCACAGGGCCAGCAGCUUCAAGGAGAAGACACGGAACCUGCUGCGGGAAUGGUACUUGCAGGACCCCUACCCCAACCCCUCCCGCAAGCGCCACCUGGCCCAUGCCACUGGCCUUACCCCCACCCAGGUGGGGAACUGGUUCAAGAACCGCCGACAGCGGGACCGUGCUGCCUCAGCCAAGAAAAGACUCCAGAAAGAUUCAUCAUCCCAGCCUCCCAGGGCUGAGAGUCAAGACAUCAUAGGCCUGAGUGACACCCCAUCUGUGCAGGAGCACAGCAGCGCCCUCAGCAGGCAGACGUAUCCUACCUCAACCAUCAGUGACAGCAAGAGCAGCCUAUGAACAGCAGAGACCUGCACCUGGCCAGGGGUGGGCAGUAGUCAUUGAUUUCCCCACCCCCCACCAUCCCCCUUGGAUGACAUGGAAGGAUGUAACCUGCAGGGGGAUCCAGCUAGAAGCCACAGGACAAGGAUUACCUGUGUAAGCAAAGGCUGAAUGAGCUCUCCUCUGACAUCUAGCAAUGAGCCAAGAUGAAAAGAUUUCAGGAACAGAUUGUAUUUGCAUAAACAUACCUACUCUUUCUAGGUGCACAGCAUGAUGGAGCUGCUUUGCCAAAGCAAUCAGUUUUUGCUGGUGUUGGGUUACAAAUCACUUUAUUGAAUGCAGGGAUAAUGAUAUGUUGUUAUCCUAAUUAUAUGAGUA